Messenger RNA from Manis pentadactyla (Chinese pangolin), 914 nucleotides. RefSeq names its product mitochondrial ribosomal protein L58 (gene MRPL58). NCBI's taxonomy places the organism in Eukaryota, Metazoa, Chordata, Mammalia, Pholidota, Manidae. Gene Ontology annotation, biological process: mitochondrial translational termination. The transcript is spliced from 6 exons. The coding region runs from base 39 to 659 and encodes 206 amino acids. Gene Ontology annotation, molecular function: translation release factor activity. Gene Ontology annotation, cellular component: mitochondrial large ribosomal subunit. The record is from RefSeq and is a predicted model, not a curated record.
AAGAAUGCGUCAGCCGGAAGUGGCGCCGAGACCCGAACAUGGCGGCCGCCCGAUCCCUGCGCUGGGGCCUGAGCGGAGUCCGAGCCUGGCUGCUCCUGUCACCCGUGCGCUGCCCGCGCCGGGCUGUGCACAAGCAGGUAGACGGCACCGAGUUCCGGAGCAUCUACAGCCUAGACAAGCUCUACCCCGAAUCCCGGGGUUCGGACACUGCCUGGAGGGUGCCGGAUGAUGCAAAGCAAGCCAGCAAUGAUAUUCCUCUAGAUCGCUUGACAGUAUCUUAUUGUCGGAGUAGUGGUCCUGGGGGCCAGAAUGUUAACAAAGUGAAUUCCAAGGCUGAAGUCAGGUUCCACUUGGCAACUGCUGAUUGGAUUGCAGAGCCUGUGCGGCAGAAAAUGGCCAUCACGCAUAAAAAUAAGAUCAACAGGUCAGGGGAGUUGAUACUCACCUCUGAGUGCAGCCGCUAUCAGUUCCGAAAUUUGGCAGAUUGCCUACAGAAAAUUCGAGACAUGAUCGCUGAGGCCAGCCAACCAGCCAAAGAGCCAUCCGAAGAAGAUGGUGUACUGCGGAGAAUCAGGAUAGAAAACAUGAAUCGGGAAAGACUGAAAAAAAAGAGAAUAAAUUCUGCUAUUAAGACAAGCAGGAGGGUAGAUGUGGACUGAAAUCAUCCUCCGGAGCUGGCCAAGACCCUCUUCAGGGCAUCCAGGCAGCUGGAAGCUGGAGGGCUUUACCACUAUCGGGAGAAUUCUGUGUUGUUUUGGUUGUCGCUGAUCUCCAGCGUGGAAGGCAUCAAGGGAACACUCACGUGGAAUGAGGGUCUCUGGUGCUAGUUGGCAAAGGUCUUUAUAGACAAUCACAUGUUUUCAAACCUACCUUAUUCAUUUAAUGUAUUAGCUGCAAUAAAAGUCUAAACACCC